AUAUUUUUAUCGACCUCGUAUAAUCUCUGCGAUCUUCUCUUCGAGGUCAGUGUCAGGCCAUAGCUCUCUGGUUUUAGAGAUUCUAUCACCACAGUCUAAGCUUCGGAUAUUGCAUGAAGUGGGCGUUUUCUCAUUGAUGUUAGGAUCUGAAUAUUAUAUAGAAUCAAUGCUUUUUUCAACCACAGAAGAAUAACUAUGGCAGCGGAAAAUGAAAGACUCUCCAGGAAGGCAUUCGCCCAAAUGAAUAUUAAGGAUCAUCCGGAAGGAGUCCAAGCAAAUAUUAAAGGUUCUAUACCCGGUUGGCUAAAAGGAAGUUUCUUGAGAACAGGUCCAGGAAGGUUUGAGGUUGGAGAAUCUAAAUACAAACAUUUCUUUGAUGGCCUGGCCCUCCUUCAUAGGUUCACCUUUGACAAUGGCUCAGUCAUGUACCAUAGCAGAUACUUGGACAGUAACUCCUACCAAGCAGCUAUGAAGGAGAAUCGCAUUGUCUUCACUGAAUUUGGAACAGCUGGGUUCCCCGAUCCCUGUCUCAACAUCUUCAGUCGUGCCAUGUCUACUUUCCUAACCCGUCUCAAAUUCACUGACAAUUGCAAUGUGAACUGGGUCCGUUCUGGAGACCAGUUUUACACCAUCACAGAGACUCCUAUGAUUCAGAAGGUAGAUCCAGUCACACUGGAAAAGGAAGAAACGAUUGAUAUAUCAAAGAUCAUCUCAGUGUUCACUGGUACGGCCCAUCCUCACCAGUGCCCUGAUGAGACUGCGUACAACCUUGGUGUUAACUUUGGUGCAAGAAGUACUUAUAAUAUCAUCAAAUUACCACCACAAACUGAAGGUAACGAUGAGUCCAUCUACAAGCAAGCAUCCAUCGCACUCACAAUCCCCACCACGGAGACCUACCCUUCCUACUCCCAUAGCUUCUUCAUGACACCAAACUACUUCAUCCUGGUCGAACAACCUCUCUUCAUCAACAUGAUCAAGCUUGCAUCCCUAGCCGUCAUGGGCUACUCCUUCCUUGACGUCCUGGACUUCUGCCCGGACAAGCCCACCAGGUUCCACGUCGUGAGGCGCUCUGACAGCACUCUCCUGGAGACCAAGUAUGUCACCGAGGCACAGUUCUUCUUCCAUCAGAUCAAUGCCUUUGAGAAGGAAGGUCACAUAGUACUUGAUAUGUGUAGUUACAAGGAUAAUGAGAUCAUGAAGAGGUUGUACCUGAAGCCGUUGGAGGAAGAUGGUCUGAUUGACGCUGGAUCACUCUGCAAGAGAUACUACCUUCCUAUUGACGUAGAGGGUUUCCAGCCUGGUGAUACUCUAUCAACGAUGCAUAAGAAUGAAACCACUGCUAUCCUUGAAGCGGAAGGUACUGUCUUCUGUAAGCCAUUUGUCCUGGGUGAACUUGGUAUGGAGCUGCCAAGAAUAAACUAUGAGAAGUACAAUGGCAAAGCUUACCAGUAUGUUUAUGGUAUAAUAUCUUCUGCUGAACGGGAUAAUGGGAUUGCCAAAUUAAAUGUAGAUGAUGGAACAAAUAAGCAGUGGUAUGAAGAUGGUUGCUUCCCAUCUGAGCCUGUCUUUAUCGGAACACCAGAGGGCCAAGAUGAGGAUGAUGGCAUUGUCUUAUCAUCGGUGAUAAACUUUAAUGAAGGGGGUUUCCCUUUCCUGUUGGUUCUUGAUGCCAAGACUUUUACUGAGAUAGGACGGGCGGAGAUACCCAUUGAGGGUAUGCCUUAUGGUAUUCAUGGUUAUUAUGCAGAAGGAAUCUAGAAUACUCCCUGGAUUUCACUGUACAGGUGAUGAGAAA
Molecule: messenger RNA, 1795 nt
Organism: Lytechinus variegatus (green sea urchin)
Lineage: Eukaryota; Metazoa; Echinodermata; Echinoidea; Temnopleuroida; Toxopneustidae
Product: beta,beta-carotene 15,15'-dioxygenase-like
Exons: 10
Coding region: 196-1758 (520 amino acids)
Biological process (GO): carotene catabolic process; retinal metabolic process
Molecular function (GO): carotenoid dioxygenase activity; beta-carotene 15,15'-dioxygenase activity
Source: RefSeq, a predicted model, not a curated record